CAGCCGAUUGCGGAUUGCGCAUCCCCUCGCUCUCUAUUCCUCCGUACGCUGCCCCUUUGGCCCCCCUCUCUCUCUUCCCCUUCCCACCGGGGGACGCGGCCGCCGAUCCCCAUCCCCUUUCCCUCCUCUCCGGUUCACCCCAAAUCUCCAAUUCGCGCCCCGAAAUUGGACCCGCCGGAUUCGAUCCCCAGCACCCCCACUCCCGAUUAGCUUCGCCGGGAUCGCGUGGGUUCGACCCCCGCGGCGGAUUGAGGGUUGCCGAUCGAGGGGCGCGCGUGCGGGGGGAUUUGAGCUAGGGGAAGGGUUCGGCGGCUGGCGUUACGGCCUAGGGUUUUGCCAUGGCCGACAGGGGCUGCCUGAAGCGCCUCCAGAAGGAGUAUCACGCGCUCUGCAAGGAGCCGCCGCCGCAGAUCGUGGCGCGCCCGCUGCCCAACGACAUAUUGGAGUGGCACUAUGUACUUGAAGGAAGUGCAGGCACACCCUUUGAAGGCGGAUUCUACUAUGGGAAGCUCAAAUUCCCAUCCGAUUAUCCUUUUAAACCUCCAAGUAUCAGCAUGACAACCCCCAGCGGCAGGUUUGCCCCUCACAAAAGGAUAUGCCUAUCAAUGAGUGACUUUCAUCCAGAAUCUUGGAAUCCAAUGUGGUCUGUAGCAAGCAUUCUCACAGGACUCCUGUCAUUUAUGAUGGAUGAUGCUCUGACAACCGGUAGCAUCAGGAGUACAGAUGGAGAAAAGAGGCGUUUAGCAAAGGCUUCCCUUGCUUACAAUUGUGAGAGCAAAAAUUGCCCGCACUUCAGGAAAUUGUUCCCAGAGUAUGUUGAGAAGUACAACCAACAACAAGAAAUGGAGCAAACGGUGGCAGAACCAGAGCCUCAGGAAAACACUGCCCCAGCUCCAUCUCUUGCCGUCCAGCCAGCCGCAGCUGUGCCAAACAAUGUAGGACAACCUGUGGCAGAGGCCCGCGUCGAAAAGAAGCAGAAGAAGCGAGUGCCUUUUUGGAUGAUGGUGGUUAUCGUUUCUGUUUUUGGUGCUGUGAUGGCCUUGCCCCUGAUGCAACUUUGACAGUAAAGAGGCUAAUAAAAAGUGUGAUAGUGGGCCCUUAAUUUUGUAUAGCUUUCCACAACUCAUUCGUCCGUGGGCGGUACACCUUGGAGACAUGGUGAUGAAUUUGUGAUGGUAAAAAUCUGUAGAACCGUAUUCUCAAGUCUUCACGAGAUACUCUACGAACUGUGCUUUAUUUGGGUCAGUAGCUCUUAAAGCUUUUUUUCGUUUCAUU
Messenger RNA from Brachypodium distachyon (stiff brome), 1275 nucleotides. Its product is annotated as ubiquitin-conjugating enzyme E2 34. The record is from RefSeq and is a predicted model, not a curated record. The coding region runs from base 339 to 1061 and encodes 240 amino acids. The transcript has 9 exons. Lineage: Eukaryota; Viridiplantae; Streptophyta; Magnoliopsida; Poales; Poaceae.